CCGGGGCGCGACAUUUUCAACGACGCCUUCGCCACCACGGUAAAAAGCUUGAUGGGCGUCUGUCUUAUCUCCUGGUCGCUCCCCCUCCCAGUGCUCGCCGCCUCGGUCGGAAAGAGGAGGAGGACGCGUGAGCUUUUCUCUCCUCCCCUCGCCUCCGCGAACAAAUGGGAUAUUCACGGUAAAGGGGCACCGGGGUGUGUUUUUGGGUGGGGGAAAGGCAGGCGCUUUAUACAGGUGGCCUCGAACGAAUCCCCACGCUGAAGGGGCCGAAGCGGGAGAGGAAGAUGCGAGUCGCGGCCGCCGCAGCCACGCGCUCUUUGGCCCUGGGAUUCCUCCUUCUGGCGGCCGUUCAGCCCUCCAACAAUCGGCAGCAGCUGCAAAGACCGAGGGCUUUUAAAUGUGGUGGUAUUCUAACUGGAGUAUCAGGGUUUAUUGGAAGUGAAGGAUUCCCAGGGGUCUACCCUCCAAACAGCAAGUGUACCUGGAAAAUCACAGUUCCUGAAGGGAAAGUUGUUGUUCUUUCUUUUAGAUUCAUAGACCUGGAAAGUGACAAUUUAUGUCGAUAUGACUUUGUGGAUGUAUAUAAUGGCCAUGUCAACGGGCAGCGUCUUGGCCGGUUCUGUGGCACUUUCAGGCCUGGUGCUCUUGUAGCCAAUAGUAAUAAGAUGUUGGUGCAAAUGAUUUCAGAUGCCAAUACAGCUGGAAAUGGCUUUGUUGCAAAGUAUUCUGCAGCAGAGCCACAUGAAAGAGGAGACCAGUACUGUGGUGGACAACUAGAUAAACCAGCUGGAUCUUUUAAAACUCCUAACUGGCCUGAUCGUGAUUACCCAGCAGGGGUGACCUGUUCCUGGCACAUUGUGGCUCCAAAGAACCAGGUCAUAGAAUUAAAGUUUGAAAAAUUUGAUCUGGAACGAGAUAAUUAUUGCAGGUAUGACUAUGUGGCAGUGUUUAAUGGUGGCAAGAUUAAUGAUGCCAGGAGAAUUGGGAAAUACUGCGGAGACAGCCCACCAGCGCCUAUUAUAUCUGAAAAAAAUGAGUUGCUUAUUCAAUUUUUGUCUGAUUUAAGUUUAACUGCUGAUGGAUUUAUUAGUCAUUAUAAAUUCAGACCCAAAAGAUUACCAACAACCACAUCACCAAUUACCACCACAACUCUUCCUACUAUUACAGCCUUGAAACCUACAGUCAGCCUGUGCCAGCAAAAAUGCAAAAGGAGUGGAACUCUUGAGAGCAAUUACUGUUCGAGUAAUUUUGUAAUAACUGGAUCUGUUAUCACAACCAACAUCAGAAGUGGAAGUUUAUAUGCAACUGUAUCAAUCCUUAAUGUAUACAAAGAAGGAAAUUUAGCAAUUCAGCAAGCAGGGAAAAAUCUGAGUGCCAAGAUUAUUGUUGUCUGUAAGCAAUGUCCUGUUAUCAGAAGAGGUCUAAACUAUGUCAUCAUGGGCCAGGUAGAAGAAGAUGGCAGAGGUAAACUCCUGCCUAGCAGUUUUACUAUGAGUUUCAAGACUAAGAACCAAAAAAUCCUGAAUGCCUUAAAAAACAAAAGGUGCUGAUAUAAGACUUUUUGAAGCGAUCUGUUAUCUUUUUUAAAAAAAAAUCUUAAUAUAGACAAAAUUUGCACUUUCCAAAUUGGUAUAUUUUCUGGAUUUUAUAGCGAUAUAAUCCUAACUGAUUUGUUGAUUUGUGUUGCAAGUAAAGAAAAAAUGUAUUUCAAACCUUUUAGCAACUUGAAAGAACUCAUUUCUACUAUACUGAAACUCUUAAUUACACUAGAUUAUUGAUGUUACAAAUGCAAAAUGUAUAAUUAAUUUUAAAUUUAGGUUUUCAGUUUCAUUAUAUUAUCAAUCAUGAAAACAUUUUUAUUAACUAAAAAACUAACUCUUAUGUGCUUUUCAAGCUUAUUGCUAAUAUUUCCUACAGUAGGAUUUUGAUGUAAGAGCCUGCAAUAAGGAAAGAAAAUCAUGUUUGGAUCCACUGUAUUUACAAGUGGGAAGAGUAAAAAGACUAAAAAUCCUAAGAUAUUACCCAAAGGCACACAGUUAUGAGGCAGAAGAACAGUAUUGUUUUUUAUGAAUAGAAUUUUUCCAAACAGUGGAAGGGAUACUUUCAUCUUCUUUCAUCUACACUGAAUCCAUAUUUUGAACCUGAUUUUCAUCAUAUUGCUUUAAAUGUUAAAUGUGCAGAUUUGAUUUUUUAAAAAAUCUACUCUGGCUUUGCAUGGCUCAAGAUUAUAGAAUGGCUCUAGAAUCAUCAGAAGAUUCUGAUUCAAAUAUACUUUGGACCCGAACUUCAAGUAAAAUUUUUAAUAAGAUAGUACAACUCUGCAGGACACUUAUUCUUACAGUUUCUAAUCCAUAAAACUAAGUCAAUUAAAAAGAACCAGCUUGGCCAAUGAAAAUUUUAUUGAGGUUUGCCAAAUGAUUCGCCUAUUCAUUUUGGAUGCUAGUUGUACUGUGUUAAAUUUAUAGCUCAAAAAGAUAACAUUAAAUGCAUAAUUCUAAUCUCAUUACUUUUGAAUCUGAAUAUUUCAAAUUCCAGGAUGCUUAAACAUGAACCAUAUUAUGUUGGACAAAUCAAGAUCUUAGUGUAUCAUAUUUUGAUAUUAUUUUUAAAUGCUAUUCCUGAAUUAUCUUGCUCACAUAAUAGAUGCAAAUAAAAUACAUCAAUGCCAAAGGCUUUGAAUUAAGGCAGAUUACAAUCAGUCCCUGUGGAGUUGGCUCCAUAAAUCCAAAAUUAUCAGAUGAAGUUGUGCCAUAUUUGAUUUGCCAUAUUGUAAAGUAUUUUGAUUGAUUUUUUAUUUUGCUUUUUGAGUGAUCUAUUCCAGUAUUGUACUUUUGAAGAACAAUUUUGUUAAAAGAUUUUUUUCUUUAUCAGGUGUUAUUUUAUUUUAUUGUUAAACAGAUUUUCUGGGACUAGAAAACAGAAUAUAUUCAGAUUAUAGAUCCUGAACAAUUUGUUUGUAAAUUCUCUUUUAAAAGUAAUACAAAGUACCAAAAGAAAACCGUGUACUAGGUUCACUUCAUUUAUGUGAUAUUUCUUGCCAUUAUGUUUCUGCUAAUUGAUGAAAGCAAAUUAUUUAUGGUUUUAACUGAAUGGAAGAAAAUAAGAGAAAAAAUAGGAAAAAUAAUAAUAUCAGAAAACAGCUUUUGUUUUUCUAUAAUUACACUGUUUCUAAGUAAUAUAGCUUUUUAUGAUAUUCAUAACAAUAAAAUGAAUGAUUUUUCUGAGAAUAAAGUU
Messenger RNA from Ahaetulla prasina, 3234 nucleotides. RefSeq names its product procollagen C-endopeptidase enhancer 2 (gene PCOLCE2). Lineage: Eukaryota; Metazoa; Chordata; Lepidosauria; Squamata; Colubridae. The record is from RefSeq and is a predicted model, not a curated record. Gene Ontology annotation, molecular function: protein binding. The coding region runs from base 285 to 1550 and encodes 421 amino acids. The transcript is spliced from 9 exons.